CUUGAAAAGUGACUGACUACUGUCAGAGUGGAGUCGCUGUCUAUCAGGUCGAACUAAUAGGGAUACUACCCGCCUAUGUUCUUGGCAGAUUUCGAUCGCCGUGGAUAACGAUGGAACUAGGAAUGAAAUAACGAUUUCAGAAGGUGUUACAGCCGUAAACAACAUGACGUCCUCCUCCUCCUCGCCAUCGUCCUCAUCUUCUGCCCUGCGAGGGUCCAUGAACUUUGUGUGGGACCUAAAUCGGCCACUGGGUCAGGGAGCCACCAGCAUGGUCUACAGUGGCAGGAACAAGAGGAAUGGUGAUGCUGUAGCUGUGAAGGUGUUCAAUGCCUCGAGUUAUCAGCGUCCUGCCCAGGUCCAGUUCAGGGAAUAUGAGGUCAUGAAGAAACUAAACCAUGAAAACAUCGUCAAGUUGCUGGCGGUGGAAGAGGAGCAAACCGCCUACCAGAAGGUGCUAGUGAUGGAACUCUGCCCCCAUGGGAGUCUCUUCACACUACUGGAGGAACCAGAUAAUGGCUUUGGUCUUUCAGAAGAGGAAUUCCUGCUGGUGCUGAAACAUGUCUCCCUGGGCAUGAAGCACUUACAUGACCUGGAUGUGGUACACAGAGACAUCAAACCAGGCAACAUCCUCCGACACAUCGGCGAAGAUGGCAGAUCCAUUUACAAGCUGACAGACUUUGGUGCAGCUCGAGAGCUUCACGAUGAGGAGCGAUUCACAUCACUGUACGGGACGGAGGAAUACCUGCAUCCAGACAUGUAUGAGAGGGCAGUUCUGAGACGAGGAACCGGACAGAAGUUCUUCGGCACUGUUGACCUGUGGAGUCUGGGAGUGACGAUAUACCACACAGCCACCGGCAGCCUCCCCUUCAGGCCUUUCGGGGGAGGGCGUAACAGGGAGACAAUGCAUCAGAUUACUACGAAGAAGGAAUAUGGCGUGAUAUCCGGCGUACAGCGGUGUGAGGGUGGACCCAUUGACUGGAGCCGAGAGCUCCCACAGACAUCACGACUUUCAAACGGCCUCAAGCUGUUUAUAACCCCUGUUCUUGCGGCUCUGCUUGAACGGAACCCCGAGAGAACAAUGCCGUUUGAGAAAUUCUUCCACGAGUCAGCCACAAUAACAUCCAAGCUGAGCACAGACAUCUUCUGUCCUGCCCUGUGUUCCAGCAUCAGGGUGUUCCUUGAUAGGACUGAUGGUUAUUCCAAGCUCCAAGAGAGGAUUGCUGAGCAGACGGACAUUCCUGCCAGCGACCAGCUGAUCCUGUAUGAUGGCCAGGAGCUGACCUCUUUAGUUGAGCACAUGACCCCCGUCCACACAUACCCCCUGGACAUCUCCCCGACUCACCCCCUCAUUGUCUACAACAAGUCAGAUGACCAUCUCUGUUACUGCAAGCCAGCCAAGGGUAAGUAUCUGCUGUCUGGAUACAGAGAUGAUACCAAGAUGAUACAGAUAUUAGUUCCUUCCCCAACCUACAGAGCACGGGCUACUUGGACGUCGACUCCAGCAUGGCCAAGAAAUGCAGCAUUGUGCUGUGUUCAAAACCCCGCUGUUGAGACGCUGCUGUCACGGAGCUGUCACAUGCAUGUCGCCGUCAGACAAUAUAGACAAACUUUGUACAACCGAAUUAGCAGUGUGACCAACAUUGUUGACAACCUGAUCCCCUUCUGCCGAGCCACACAGCAAUGGCAUGAAAACUUCUUGCGGCUGCAGAACCAGCAACUACGUGUGCUGCAACUGCUCCUCAACACCAGCGUGGGUGGCAGCAACAUCCAGACCCUGAUGACUCAGGUGCAGGAGACACUCAGGACCUCACAGGCCAAAUGUCAGUCUGGUGCUCUCAAGGUGCAGCAGAUGCUGGACCAGGCCAAGAAGGGAUUAGACUCGGUGAUGGAGAUGCACCAGAAAGUGAAGAGCUGGAAACAGGAUAAGACCUUCAAGGAGGAGAGAUGGUUUGAAAGGAUCCAGGUGGUCAGCGGCAAGACCAAGGCCAUCAUGUACAAGUUCAAGGAGGACAAGGCUAAGAGGGUCCUCAACUACAACGAAGAACAGAUCCACCAUUUUGAAAGAUGCAGCCUAAAUGAAUUGUGUUCUAAAGCCAAGUCUAUUUUUGAAACUGUGGAUGAGAGAGUCAAGUUACAGGCAGGAGCAUACAAGCAGUGGUACAGCUGUGCCUGUCAGUGUUGGCGUCAGUGCCAAGUUCUAGGAGUUAAGUUGAAAGAACUGUUUGAUCAGCAGUCAAAAUUUUUGGAGAGUCUCAACUCGUGCUGUAUGAAGUACCAGCAGAUUGUGGAGGACCGGCUUAAGUGUAUUGAGCAGGACUCUGGGGUGUCGGACCUCAGUCUGGCGGAGUACGACAACGUUGUGAAAAUGGACGACCUCACAGUGGAGGUCAACAAGGAGACCUCAGCCAGGAAGGGGAUGAGCGGAGACUUGCUGGACAUGAUUAAAACCUCCAGGUCUUCAUUAGAAGAAGUGAUGCUUCUAGUCCAUGAAAACACAAGUCUUCUCCAUAGUUUCAACGGCCUGGGACUGGAGGUGGACGCACCCUGGCAGCAGCCGGACGUCACAUGACUAGGUGACCAGUACCUAGCGUGUUGUAGAGUGCUCCAGUAGCUGUCACUGAUAUUAGUCCUGCCUCGCAGUGUACAUACAGUCACAUACAGUCAUGUACAGUCACAUACAGUCACAUACUUUAGUGUUAACACAGGCAAUGAUCAGUCUGCCCUACUUGAACCCAAUGUUUUUAGACAGAAUCAGGUCAUGAAUUUAGUCAACAGCAGUUGAUUUACUCAAUCAAGUCAGUAUCAACAAAACCAUUGAAUAUCUCAAUAAAGAUUCAUGCCAAGUUUCCUUGUAAAAUCAAGUCAUCAGCCUUCAUCAUUUCUUUGUAAAGCAAGUUUGUGUGUUUCAGAGAUCAUGUGUUGCUAAAUUGUCGCUGAUUUGUUUAUAGUUACGUGAUUCGUCUAAUAUUGAAAUUAUUUACGACUGAAAUAAUUAUCAAGAAUAGGAACUGACUCCUUUCUGAAGAAAUUAAUUGGAAUUAUUGCCUGUAACAAGAUAUGUACUUUAAGAAAUCAAAGUUUGACAGUACUCAGCUAUAUUGUAUUUAUAAUCCCCCUUACACAUUAACUGGGGACAAGACAUCCCGGUAAGAAGCCAAACCAUGUACAGACAAUAUUGUGUUGAUUCCCACCUGGACAUGUUUCCGCCACCAGUGCCGUUAUGUGGAGAUGUUUGUGUGAUUCCACGGGGUUGUUGUUUACUAGGAGAGUUAUCUCCCCUUGUUGGAGAGGAUUGUUCCCAUCUGUAUAUUAUGUAUAUGUUUUAUUGAACCUGUAUGCAGUGGAGGGCGGGGUUCGUACCUCAUGGCUCACGUUUCAGUCUUAAUAUUCUCAUGGUUUUAGUCCAUAUGUUCUUAUUCUUCGUCCAUGCAUGAUGCUAGUGACAAGAUUCCUAUGUUAAGAGAUUGUUUAUUUCAUGAUGGAAUCAAUUGUCAUUUUCCUACAUUUAUCAAGACUUGUUCUCAUGAAUCAUCAUUUUGUUUAAGAGUCCUUUCUCGCUAUGAAACCAGUUCCAACCUGAAGACAUCGCUUUAAUCAUCCGAGGUGCAUAUCAGCCCUGACUACAGAUAAAGUUGUUUGUGUAUUAUCUGAUAAACUGAAGAUAGAGAAGGUUAACAAGGUUUAAGCCCACUGGAGGCAAGUAAACGUUAUAUACCUCUUCUGAAUAGCAGUGUGUAGAUAUGUGUGUGUUUCUGUAAACUCUACCCCUAUAACAUACUAUGCCAACACUUCAGAAAUUGUCCUCUUGUAUGUUGGUAGCUUGGAAAGUUAAUUUACUGUAGAUUUUAAUAUUAAUAUAUAAACGGUUAUUUGCAUUGUGUACUUCGCAAAUUUUAUUUUACUUGGACUUUGGGUAAGGUUAAAUUUCUAUACUGCUGUAAUUGAAAAUGAGAGGUGUAUAGGUCACCUUCAGAUUAAGGAAAUGCAAUCAUUUAUAUAACAGGUAUGUUGAAACUUAUGGGUUUAUGACUGUGGUUUAUGACUGUGGUGUUUUUGACCCAUGCAAACCUAGUGUUGUCAGCUGGCUGACAGCUGAACUUGGCCAUAUGGACAUGGUGUUCACCUCAGACAAUCCCUGGUUUGGAUCCAGUCUGGAAGUGGAUACAUUGUGAUAUUAACCUUGCUGUCACAUUGAUAUGUCUUCAUUGAUAAACAGUUGAUGCCUUCAUGCAUGAAAGUUACUGUGAUUUGUGUGGCAGAAGAUAUACACAGAAGAUCGAGCCCAUAUGCAUUAAUUAUUCUAAGUGCUAAAACGAUGAUGAUUUAAGUCUUAAGCACAAGUGAAGUUAUGUACAGGAGGCAGUGCUCCAAGUACAAGUGGACACUGACCUCGGUGGAAUGUUAUGAAGUGCCUCUAUAUAAUUAUUGUGAUAAUGUUUAUAUCUGAAUGAUAUACUGAUGGAAAGAAGUAACAACAAACAGAAAUAUUUUUAAAAGUCAGGUCUGAGUUCAAUAUCAGUCUCUAUAGUGUGAAAGAUGUCAAAUAAACCCGAUCAUGAUCUAUUCCAUGCUCAUCACAUCUCUCCCUUGAUAGGGGUGGUUGGGUAGCCUAGUGGUUAAAGCGUUCGCUUGUCACACCUAAGACCUGGGUUUGAUUCCCCACAUGGGCACAAAGUGUGGAGUUCAUUUCUGGCUAUUGCUGGAUUAUUGUGAGCCAUAAAACUGAACUCACUCCUCUGGUGUUCCCUUAUUUUAUUUCAUCAGUAUAUCCUCCUGAUAUCAUCUUACUGGAGUGUGUCCUUCCCCUGGUUGAAUACAUCAACGUUGCUAGACUAUAGUUUUACAUGAAUACUCUUCCGUGACAAUGACUGCUUUACAAUAACUCACAUUCAGUAGGUGUUUCUUCUUAUCAGAUUUGUGCUCCCACAAAUGGAACAAAUCCUGAAUAAUAUUCAAUUUAUAUAGACAUUUUCCUCCCGACUCAUUGAAAUGACAAUAGUGAGGUUAGGCUUUGUUUUGAUUUUUCAUUUUGACCACUGUUUUGUUCGGGAAAUGAAAUCUGCAAAACAACUCAUGUACACAUUGUAGAUUAGGGCCAUCUUUAUUACAGUAUUCACUGAUGCAUCCAGCAUGAAGUGUAUCUGUGGGUUCUUUUUGAAGGAUGUCCACUGUCUUCUCAAAUGUUCAUGGCUAGUCAAA
Molecule: messenger RNA, 5199 nt
Organism: Haliotis rubra (blacklip abalone)
Lineage: Eukaryota; Metazoa; Mollusca; Gastropoda; Lepetellida; Haliotidae
Product: serine/threonine-protein kinase TBK1-like
Exons: 19
Coding region: 164-2569 (801 amino acids)
Biological process (GO): peptidyl-serine phosphorylation
Cellular component (GO): cytoplasm
Molecular function (GO): ATP binding; protein serine/threonine kinase activity; protein binding
Source: RefSeq, a predicted model, not a curated record